UUGGAUAUGGAUACCACGCUGAACUGAAAAUAUCUCUGUGGGAUACCAUCACCAAGACCUCAAGAUAUUCUCUAUCCUCCAUUGUGAAAUGUUGGUGAUUUGGAUUUGUUGCGAAUGUUGGAGAAUGAGUGAUGCCUACAAAAUUGAGCUGCGAUUUAAAUGAGGUAUGAUAAUGUCGGGGAAACACAUCCUUGAUCAGGGUGUUGUAUUUUUAAGAGACAAUUUACAACUUCGUGCGGAGCCAAGAAAAGGAAUAAAGUCAGUCGUUUUGAAUCGUAUUUAUGUAACAGGAUUUGGUGGUGCGGUAAAAGAAGAGGAACUGAUCAGAACCUUCAAAGCCCACGGAAGAGUUUUAUAUGCAAAUAUAGUUGGUGGAUCAGCGCCAAAACGAUACGGAUUCGUAACAUUUGAUCAAGAAAGGGACGUCACACGUUUGUUGCAACAAGUACAAUGGGGAGGUCUGAAGAUAUAUAUAAAUGAUGAUGAACUCAAAGUGCACAUUGCCUGGUAUGGCCCAAAACAUGGAAGCAAAGGACGGCAAAGUCACAGCAAAUUUAACAAAAGUGCGAAUCCGCAAGUUUACUACGGCGGUGAUUUCUUCGUUCCACCAACACCUCCGACCUUACCACCUUACGAUUCUUACAUGAACCAUUAUCUUCCACACCCUUUCGAUAUCAGCAAAAUACAAUAUAUUGCCCCACCAGCAGUGAUGCAUAAUGGAACAGUAUAUUUUCAUGACCCAAUGACAACAUCCGGCAUGUUUCAACAUCCGCAACAAGUGCCUUGGCAGCAAUGCAAUUACUGUCCUAACGACGAACCAUACUAUUGGUGGCAUGAAUAGUGCACACACGGGAGAUCGUGUUAUUCGAUUAUUAUACGUUUGCAUUACUUUUUUUGGAUCAUGUCAACCAAUCAAAUCAUGUCCUUUGCUGAUUUUUUUUAUAUGAACUUGUGGAUGUGGACGCACUACU
Styela clava is the source of this 971-nucleotide messenger RNA. RefSeq names its product protein boule-like. NCBI's taxonomy places the organism in Eukaryota, Metazoa, Chordata, Ascidiacea, Stolidobranchia, Styelidae. Gene Ontology annotation, molecular function: translation activator activity; mRNA 3'-UTR binding. The record is from RefSeq and is a predicted model, not a curated record. Gene Ontology annotation, biological process: positive regulation of translational initiation; 3'-UTR-mediated mRNA stabilization. Gene Ontology annotation, cellular component: cytoplasm.